AUGGCAUCUAGAGAGAGACUCUUUGAACUUUGGAUGCUUUAUUGUGCAAAGAAAGAUCCAGAUUACCUGAAGCUGUGGUUGGACAGUUUUGUUUCUAGCUAUGAACAAUUCUUAGAUGUUGACUUUGAAAAGCUGCCUACCAGGGUGGAUGAUAUGCCUCCUGGAAUAUCUUUGCUGCCUGAUAAUAUUCUGCAGGUUCUGAGGAUCCAGCUUCUACAGUGUGUUCAGAAAAUGGCUGAUGGAUUAGAGGAAGAACAGCAAGCUUUGUCAGUUUUGCUUGUCAAGUUCUUCAUUAUUCUUUGCAGAAAUCUAUCUAAUGUAGAAGAAAUUGGGACCUGCUCGUAUAUCAACCAUGUUAUCACUAUGACAACACUCUAUAUUCAGCAAUUAAAAAGCAAAAAAAAAGAGAAGGAAUUGGCAGAUCAGACAUCUAUUGAAGAAUUUGUGAUCCAUGCAUUGGCAUUUUGCGAAAGUUUAUAUGACCCAUAUCGGAAUUGGAGACAACGAAUUUCAGGACGAAUCCUUAGUACUGUGGAAAAGAGCAGACAGAAAUAUAAACCAGCUUCUCUCACAGUGGAGUUCGUCCCUUUCUUUUAUCAGUGUUUUCAAGAAAGUGAACAUCUCAAGGAGAGUCUUAAGUGUUGCUUAUUGCAUCUCUUUGGAGCCAUAGUAGCUGGUGGGCAGAAGAAUGCCUUGCAAGCAAUUUCUCCAGCCACCAUGGAAGUUCUUAUGAGAGUUUUGGCUGACUGUGAUUCUUGGGAGGACGGAAAUCCUGAAGAAGUGGGUCGGAAGGUCGAACUUACUCUGAAGUGCCUUACGGAAGUGGUGCAUAUCCUUCUCACUAGCAGCUCUGAUCAGCGUCAGGUGGAAGCCAGCACUGUUCUGGAGAACUAUUUUAAACUGCUAAAUUCAGAUCAUUCAGCUUUACCUAAUCAAAGGAGGUCCAGACAGUGGGAAAACCGGUUCAUAGCUCUUCAGAUCAAAAUGCUGAAUACCAUCACAGCCAUGUUAGACUGCACAGAUAGACCUGUUCUUCAGGCUAUUUUUCUUAACAGUAACUGCUUUGAACAUCUCAUACGACUGCUACAGAACUGCAAGCUAUUUUUAAAUGCUAACAAUAAGGUGGCAGACAAGAACGAGAAAGACCUUGCCAACAAAUUACUGACAGAAAUGAAUGAGGACCAGGUGUUUCAGGGACAGUUGGACUGUUUGGCUGUAUCAGCUAUUCAGGCUUUGACAGCAGUAAUGAACAAAUCUCCAGCUGCUAAGGAAGUAUUUAAAGAGCGAAUUGGUUAUACACAUAUGUUUGAAGUAUUAAAAUCACUGGGUCAGCCACCACUGGAACUACUUAAAGAACUUAUGAAUAUGGCUGUGGAGGGUGACCACACUUCAGUGGGUAUUUUGGGCAUUAGUAAUGUCCAGCCUCUCUUGCUUCUUAUCCAGUGGCUUCCAGAGCUAGAAUCCCAUGACCUGCAAAUCUUCAUCUCAGACUGGCUGAAAAAAAUUUGUUGUAUUAACAGGCAGAGUCGAACUACUUGUGUCAAUGCAAACAUGGGAAUUAGAAUCACUGAAGCCCUUAAUUCCCAUUCUUCCCUCCAUCGAACUUGUGCUGAGAACUUGAUCGCGCUCCAUGGUUCCUUGGGGAGUCAGUCAGUCAGCUCAGAAGAAAUCCGUCAACUACUGAGAUUGCUCAGGGUGGAUGACUCUGAGUUUGCUCACCCCUACACCACUCCUGUAACUCGAGCAAUCCUGACAAUGGCCCGAAAACAAAGUCUAGAGAGCGCCCUUCAGUAUUUUAAUUUGUCACAUAGUAUGGCAGGAAUUUCUGUGCCUUCCAUACAGAAAUGGCCAGGGUCUGCCUUUUCUUUCAAUGCUUGGUUUUGCUUAGAUCAGGAUCAGUUGACUCUUAGCAACGCUAACAAAGGAGGAAAAAGAAAACAAUUAUACAGCUUUUUUACAGGAAGUGGUAUGGGUUUUGAAGCUUUUAUUACCCAUUCAGGUAUGUUGGUUGUGGCAGUGUGCACGAAAAGAGAAUAUGCAACAGUUAUGCUUCCUGACCACAGUUUCUGUGAUUCCCUCUGGCACAAUAUAACCAUUGUUCACAUGCCUGGAAAAAGGCCCUUUGGUCAGAGCCUUGUCUAUAUUUACGACAAUGGACAGCAGAAGGUCUCUGCCCCGCUGAGAUUUCCUGCCAUGAAUGAACCUUUUAUUUCUUGCUGCAUUGGUUCGGCUGGACAAAGAACCACCACGCCCCCACCAUCCCAAAUCCCAGAUCCACCUUUUUCUUCUCCUGUUACUCCUCAUCGGACGUCAUUUGGUGGGAUUUUGUCUUCAGCCUCCUGGGGAGGGACAACUGAAAAAUCAAAAUUGAUUACCAAACUGAUAUCAGCUGGAACCCAAGACAGUGAGUGGGGAUGCCCCACAUCUCUGGAGGGCCAGCUGGGGUCCGUUAUCAUCUUCUGUGAAGCACUGCAGCCUCCUCAGGUGAAGGCAUUGUACUUAGCAGGUCCAAACUGUUUAAGCCCUUGGAAAUUUCAAGAGUCUGACAUGGCUGACCUGCCUGGUAACGUCCUCCUUCACUACACUGCAAAGGCCUGCAAAAAUUCGAUCUGUCUUGAUUUAUCUACUAAUUGUUUCCAUGGAAGGUUAACAGGAAACAAAGUAGUAAACUGGGACAUUAAGGACGUUAUAAACUGCACAGGUGGAUUAAAUGUACUCUUUCCUCUAUUGGAACAAAUCAGCCACUUUGCUGAAGGUCAGAUUCCUGAAGGAUUGAAUGAAAGCACAGUUUCUGAAUUGAUAACACCUGUAGAAGGAGAGUGGGUGGUAUUGACCUCCACAAAGGCAUCAGAGUCAAGACUCGAGAGAAAUUUAAUUGCAACAUUUAUCUUGAUUGUGAAACACUUUAUUCAAAGACAUCCUAUUAACCAGGACAACCUUACUCACUCCCAUGGAGUUGCCGUUCUUGGAGCCUUACUUCAGAAGGUGCCUAGUGCUUUGAUGGAUGUUAAUGUAUUGAUGGCAAUUCAGUUACUCAUUGAACAGGUAUCAUUAGAGAAAAAUAUGCAGCUCCUGCAACAAAUGUAUCAAUAUUUACUCUUUGACUUCCGUAUUUGGAACCGUGGAGAUUUUCCCUUUCGAAUUGGUCACAUACAGUAUCUUUCCACCAUCAUCAAAGAUAGCAGGAGAGUUUUCCGAAAGAAGUUUGGUGUGCAGUUUCUCCUGGAUACACUUAGGAUUUAUUAUGGGAGUGAUUGUAAAUAUAGUGAGCUGUCUCCCGAUGAUAUUCGAACAAUAAGGACUUCUUUGUAUGGACUAAUUAAAUAUUUUCUGAGCAAAGGCGGAACUCAUGAAGAGAUACAAAGUAUUAUGGGUUACAUAGCUGCUAUCAGUGAAGAAGAACAGCUUCUUGGAAUUUUGGACAUACUCUUCAGUCUCCUACGUACCAGCCCAACUAGAGGUCAGCUUUUCUUACUACUGUUUGAACCUGGAAAUGCUGACAUACUUUAUGCCUUGCUCUUAAAUCACAAGUACUCUGACAAACUAAGAGAAACCAUUUUUAAGGUUAUGGAACAGAUGUUGAAGUGCACAAAUGUUUAUGAACGAAGUAAACAACGUAUUCGACUCAGAGAAGUUGGCUACUCAGGAUUUGGACUCCUUCUUAAUGAAGCACCUGUUAAUACUUCUCUGAUUAAAAGUCUCACCAAUCAAAUUAUAAAUACAGAUCCUGCUAUUAAUUUCAAAGAUCUGUUAUCUGUGGUAUAUAUAUCUCACAGAGCCUAUAUAAAUGUCAGGGUGGUCAUCUGCAGAAAGAUUCUACAGAUUUUGCAGUCCCAGCCAGAUGCAGCACAUCAGUUAUCUCAACAAGUGGGCUGGCAAGACACCUUAGUUAGGCUUUUUUUAAAAGCAAAUUUUGAAAAUGGAAAUACUCUUCAUAAGCACAAUAGGGCUUGUAUAAUGAAAGACAAUGAUAAAAAUAUAUCAGUGGAAGAUAUGAAGAGUAACUUUGACGAAAAGACAGAUGAAGAAAAAAUUGCCUCUUUUGCCUCAGCUCCUGUGUCUUCAGAUGAGUGGAGUUUGGAGGAUAGACAGUCUCUGGACUCAAACAUGCCAUUAUUUCAAGAAGAUAGCUCGAUGGGAGAAUUAUCUUUCAAGUCAGAGAAUCAAGAAGAAUUCUGGCAUAAUAACCCUUCACCUCUGAGUUUGGAUCUCAGUGGCAUUGACUCAUGUGAACCAAGUGAUGGCGGAAGUCGGAUGCCGGACAGCCUGCCCAGCACACCUUCCCCAGUAGAGUCCAUGAAGCCAUUUCCUGCGCAGACCGACAAAGAAAGCAGUGUCACAAAUGAUGUGGGUUUUAGUGAUGACUUCUCUUUACUUGAAAACAAAGAGAGAUGUGAGGAGGAGCUUAUUCAGUUACUGACCAAUAUUUUGAGCUGUAUAAUGUGUAAGGGACUCGAAAAGUCUGAUGACGAUACUUGGAUUGAACGGGGACAAGUGUUUUCAGCACUAACUAAACCAGGAAUAUCCAGUGAGCUACUUCGACCAUCAGAUGAAAUAAAACUAAUUUUGCUACAGAAGAUGUUAGAAUGGGCCGUCACAGAAAACAGAGAAGCAAAAAUGAAUCCAGUAACUGCUGAAAAUGCUUUCCGCCUCACACUGAUCACACAGGACUUCCUGCAGUCAGAGGGACUAGUCAAUUCGAACAUCUGGACUGAAAAGCUUUUAGAGGAUUUGAUGCUGCUCUUCGACAGUCUGUCAGUUUGGUAUUCUGAAAGUCCAGUAUGGGUGAAACUCUCUCAGAUUCAAAUCCAGUUGCUGCUUGGCUUCAUUGGAAGGGGUAAUUUGCAGGUUUGUGCAGUGGCAUCUGCUAAGCUAAACACCCUUCUUCAGACCAAAGUGAUUGAAAAUCAGGAUGAAGCAUGUUACAUUUUAGGGAAGCUGGAACAUGUUCUGAGUCAGUCAAUCAAGGAACAGACUGAAAUAUAUUCAUUUCUGAUUCCCCUUGUCCGUACCCUAGUUUCUAAAAUUUAUGAGCUUCUCUUCAUGAACUUGCAUCUGCCUUCUUUACCUUUGACAAAUGGUAGUGCUUCAUUUUUUGAAGAUUUUCAAGAAUAUUGCAGUUCAAAUGAAUGGCAAGUUUACAUUGAAAAAUAUAUUGUACCUUACAUGAAGAAAUAUGAAACCCAUACAUUUUAUGAUGGUCAUGAGAGCAUGGCACUUUAUUGGAAGGAUUGUUAUGAAGCCUUAAUGGUGAAUAUGCAUAAGCGAGACCGGGAAGGGGGAGAAAGCAAGCUCAAGUUUCAGGAGUUUUUUGUGGAGCCAUUUAAUCGAAAAGCACGCCAGGAGAACUUGAGGUAUAAUAACAUGCUGAAACAACUUAGCAGUCAACAGUUAGCCACUCUGAGACGCUGGAAGGCAGUCAAGCUUUAUCUUACAUGUGAAAGGGGACCUUGGGCUAAAAGGAAACAAAAUCCAAUUCACUGGAAACUAGCUAAUGUAGAAAAUUAUUCCCGCAUGAGACUUAAAUUGGUACCAAAUUAUAAUUUCAAAACCCAUGAAGAAGCUAGCGCUUUGAGAGAUAAUCUAGGUAUCCAACACUCACAGCCUUCCAGUGAUUCAUUGCUUCUGGAAGUGGUGAAACAAGUAAAAGUUAGUGAUAUGGAGGAGGAUAAAUUGGAUCUUCCUGAAGAGGAAAUAACAGCCAGAGUAAAUAUUGAUGAGAAAGAAGAACAGAAUCAAAAAGAAAAAUUGGUGUUAGCAGAAGACUGUGAACUCAUUACAAUCAUUGAUGUAAUUCCUGGCAGAUUAGAAAUCACUACUCAACACAUUUACUUCUAUGAUGGCAGCACUGAAAAAGAAGAUGGAGUAGGCUUUGAUUUCAAGUGGCCUCACUCUCAAGUUCGAGAGAUUCACCUACGACGGUACAACUUAAGGAGGUCAGCCCUUGAGAUUUUUCAUGUUGACCAAUCCAACUACUUUCUCAAUUUCAAAAAAGAGGUUAGGAACAAAGUAUAUAGCAGACUGUUGUCACUUCAUUCUCCAAAUAGUUAUGGAACCAGAUCACCACAGGAGUUAUUCAAAGCAUCAGGACUGACACAGAAAUGGGUAAACAGAGAGAUAUCAAAUUUUGACUACCUCAUUCAGUUAAAUACAAUGGCAGGACGAACCUAUAAUGACCUUGCACAGUAUCCUGUGUUCCCCUGGAUUUUACAAGAUUAUACUUCAGAAGAGUUGGAUCUUAAUAACCCAUCUGUAUUUCGAGAUCUAUCCAAACCAAUUGGGGUAGUUAAUGAUAAAAAUGCCAAAGCCAUGAGAGAAAAAUAUGAAAAUUUUGAGGAUCCUAUGGGAACUAUUGAUAAAUUUCAUUAUGGUACUCACUAUUCAAAUUCUGCUGGAGUUAUGCACUAUCUUAUUCGUACAGAACCAUUCACCACCCUCCACAUCCAGCUUCAGAGUGGAAGGUUCGACUGUGCCGAUCGACAGUUCCAUUCCAUCCCUGCUACCUGGCAGGCUCUCAUGGACAAUCCAUACGAUGUGAAGGAACUUAUUCCCGAAUUCUUCUAUUUCCCAGAGUUUUUGGAAAAUCAAAAUCAAUUUAACUUGGGUCGUCUACAAGUUUCCAAAGAACUGGUAAAUGAUGUCGUUCUCCCCAAAUGGGCUAAGUCUGCUGAAGAUUUCAUCUAUAAACAUAGGAAAGCUCUGGAGUCUGAAUAUGUUUCUGCUCAUCUUCAUGAAUGGAUAGAUCUGAUUUUUGGCUAUAAACAGAGGGGGCCAGCUGCAGUGGAGGCACUCAAUGUUUUCUAUUACUGUAGUUACGAAGGAGCUGUGGAUCUGGAUGCCUUAACAGAUGAGAAGGAAAGAAAAGCCUUAGAAGGGAUGAUUAAUAAUUUUGGACAAACACCUUGUCAACUGUUAAAGGAACCACACCCUUCUAGAUUAUCAGCAGAGGAAGCAGUGCAGAAGCAAGCCAAAACAGACACUUCAACCUUUAACCUAUUUCAACACCUCUCUGAACUCAAGUCAUUUUUUAUAGAGGGAAUUAGUGAUGGUAUUCCACUAGUAAAGGCAAUUGUUCCCAAAAAUCAGUCUCGUUCUUUUAUGUCACAAGGAAGUCCUGAGUUACUGAUAACAGUAAGCAUGAAUUACAUUAUUGGAACCCAUGGAUGGCUGCCGUAUGACAGAAACAUUUCUAAUUAUUUUACAUUCAUCAGGGAUCAAACUGUGACAAAUCCUAAAACUCAGCGUAGUAUGAAUGGCCCUUUUGCCCCAGGGCUGGAGAUCACUUCUAAGCUAUUUAUAGUAUCACAUGAUGCGAAGUUGCUUUUUAGUGCUGGACACUGGGAUAAUAGCAUUCAAGUGAUGUCACUUACAAAAGGCAAACUUCUUUCACACAAUAUCAGACAUAUGGAUAUUGUGACUUGUUUAGCUACAGAUUACUGUGGAAUACAUUUGAUUUCUGGUUCCAGAGAUACUACAUGUAUGAUAUGGCAGAUUACCCAACAGGGAGGUGUUCCUGUGGGCCUAGCAUCUAAACCCUUUCAAAUUCUGUAUGGACACUCUGAUGAGGUGUUGAGUGUCGCCAUCAGCACUGAGCUAGACAUGGCAGUGUCAGGAUCAAGGGAUGGCACUGUGAUUAUACAUACCAUUCAGAAGGGUCAGUACAUGCGGACUUUACGACCGCCUUGUGAGAGUUCUCUGCUCCUGACCAUUCCCAAUUUGGCUGUGUCUUGGGAAGGACAUGUUGUCAUCUACUCCAGCAUUGAAGAAAGUACCACUCUCAAGGAUAAGAAUGCAUUGCAUUUGUUUUCUGUAAAUGGCAAGCAUCUAGGGUCCCAAGUCCUGAAGGAACAAGUAUCAGAUAUAUGUAUAAUUGGAGAGCACAUUGUCACAGGCAGCUUACAAGGAUUCCUGUCCAUAAGAGAUCUCCACAGUUUGAAUCUCAGCAUCAACCCAUUAGCCAUGCGAUCGCCUAUCCACUGUGUUUGUGUAACCAAAGAAUAUAGCCAUAUUCUUGUAGGAUUAGAAGAUGGCAAAUUGAUUGUAGUGGGUGUUGGCAAGCCAGCUGAGAUGCGCUCAGGUCAGCUUUCUCGAAAAUUGUGGGGAUCUAGCAAACGGCUCAGCCAGAUCUCAGCUGGAGAAACUGAAUAUAAUACUCAAGAUUCCAAGUGA
Molecule: messenger RNA, 8169 nt
Organism: Rangifer tarandus platyrhynchus (Svalbard reindeer)
Lineage: Eukaryota; Metazoa; Chordata; Mammalia; Artiodactyla; Cervidae
Source: the annotation of a GenBank genome assembly